Pangasianodon hypophthalmus (striped catfish) is the source of this 2796-nucleotide messenger RNA. RefSeq names its product ddb1 and cul4 associated factor 13 (gene dcaf13). The record is from RefSeq and is a predicted model, not a curated record. Gene Ontology annotation, biological process: maturation of SSU-rRNA from tricistronic rRNA transcript (SSU-rRNA, 5.8S rRNA, LSU-rRNA). The transcript has 11 exons. Gene Ontology annotation, molecular function: protein binding. NCBI's taxonomy places the organism in Eukaryota, Metazoa, Chordata, Actinopteri, Siluriformes, Pangasiidae. Gene Ontology annotation, cellular component: nucleolus; small-subunit processome. Bases 144 to 1481 code for a protein of 445 amino acids.
UUUGGGGCACCACGUGACCUACGUGCACUACUCGCGUCACGUAAACACGCAUGUUUGAGUCGCGGUUGUUUUAUUGGAUUAUAAAUUGUACGCUCUGGAAUAAUUAAGCGAAAAGACGCAGAAUAAAGAGUUUAUAAAGCGUUAUGAAGGUGAAAGUGCUUUGUCGGAACCCGGACGAUUAUGUUCGAGAAACUUCAAGAGAUAUCCAGCGCGUUCCCAGGAAUUAUGAUCCCACUCUACACCCGUUUGAGGUGCCAAGGGAGUACACCAGAGCCCUGAAUGCCACUAAGCUCGACCGGAUAUUCGCGAAGCCCUUCGUGGCAUCGCUGGAUGGCCACAGAGACGGCGUCAACUGCAUCGCCAAGCACGUCAAGAGUCUCUCUACGGUGUUGUCCGGGGCGUGUGAUGGACAGGUGAAGAUUUGGAACCUGAGCAGACGGGAAUGCCUGCGAACGAUCCAGGCUCACGAAGGCUUCGUCAGGGGAAUAUGCUCACGCUUUUGUGGAACUUCGUUUUUCACGGUAGGAGAUGAUAAGACCAUUAAGCAAUGGAGCAUGGAGGCCCCUGGUUAUGGUGUGCGGGAGGAACCAUUGACCACUAUACUUGGGAAGGCUGUGUACACAGGCAUUGACCAUCACCAGAGUGAAGGUACUUUCGCAACAUGUGGCCAGACGGUGGAUAUCUGGGACGAGCAGAAGAGCAGCCCCAUUCGCUCCUUCAGCUGGGGGGUAGAUAGCUUCAGCUGUGUUCGUUAUAACCCUGUGGAGACUGAGCUCCUUGCCAGCUGUGCCUCGGACAGAAGUAUCAUACUGUAUGACAUGAGAGAGUCGACUCCACUUAAAAAGGUUGUAAUGCAAUUGAGAAGUAACACACUUUGCUGGAACCCCAUGGAGGCGUAUAAUUUCACGUGCUCCAACGAGGACUAUAACCUGUACACCUAUGAUAUGAGGCGUCUGGACGCACCAGUUACAGUACACAUGGACCACGUGUCCGCUGUGCUGGAUGUGGACUACUCGCCCACGGGGAGAGAGUUUGUGUCAGCCAGUUUUGACAAGACGGUUCGCAUCUUCCCCAAACACAGCGGCCACAGCAGGGAGGUGUACCACACCAAGCGCAUGCAGCACGUCAUCUGCGUGAGAUGGUCAGCAGACAGCAAGUACAUCCUGAGCGGCUCAGACGAGAUGAACAUCCGCAUCUGGAAGGCCAACGCCUCGGAGAAACUGGGAGUGCUCACAUCUAGAGAAAAGGCUGCCAUACACUACAACCAAAAGCUGAAGGAGAAGUUCCAGCACCACCCGCAGGUGAAGCGCAUCGCCCGCCAUCGCCACCUGCCCAGAGACAUCUUCAAACAGAAACGAGAGCUGCGGGAGAUGAACGAGGCAAGACGCAGGAAGGAACAAAACGUACGCAAACACAGCAAGCCGGGCUCCGUUCCCUUGGUGACCGAGAAGGAGAAACAUGUGGUGACUGUAGUGGAAUAACACGUCACUGCCUAAAGGAGCUUCAAUCUCACACACACACACACAUAAAAAGACUUUUGCCCCGAGCAGCUCUGUGGUGGUGCCAUUCUGAGACAUUUUCAGCAAUUACAGCUGAUUCAGUUUGUCUACAUUGUGGUAGACUGUCUCAGGAUCAGCUGCGGCAGUCAUAUCCAUUAGGAGGCGUUGUAUUCUUCAUCAAAAUACGAUGAGCGAUUCUUUACUUUUGAGAACUGAUUAAUGUCAUUAUUAUUGAACAUAUUUAAGUUUUCCACUCAGAAGGAUGUCAUGCUCACAAGUAAUAAAAUGUUCACUUUAUAUAAUAAUUUGCCUUGAGAUUUGUUUUUCUAUAUUUCAGAAACUUGUUUUUUUUUUUUUUUUUCACUUUUGCUUUCUCUGUUGAUAUCUCAUAAUUGCCUUAGCACUGAAAUGAGCUUAUUCUCUUAAUAAGAGCCAUGCUCAGGCCUUUCUCCAUUAGUCCAAUCAUUUCAGUCUUCUCAGCUUUAUCUGUAAUCCUGACUCAGAGUCUGCCUUUAAUACGAUCGUUAUUGUGACUCAUGUUUUGUUCUGCAUUACAGCAACUUUAAGUUAUGUUGUUUCUAUUCAAGUGGUAGAAAGUUAAAGUGACAUCUACAGUUUAGUUGUAGUAUUUAUUGUCCUUGCUGCGGUGUAUAUAGGAGACACCUGAAAAAUACACUUUUCUAAAACAGUGAUCAGACCAAAUAUUCACUCGGAAAAACAGUUCACUGAAGGGGAAAGGACGUGGAGUGUGAAAGAUGCACAGUUCCUUACUUUGGCUUAACUUUAGCUGAACUUUUGGCAUGAAUUCACAAGUGUCUGUGUUGUGGACCAGUAGAAAUCAAGUAGGCGGGACUGUGCUUAAUUUGAUCGGUAAAGAAAUCGAGGAGGAUUUAAUUAUUAACUCGGUCCUCUGCCUCAGUGUUUUCUUACUGUUGCUUGGCACACAAAUAAAAUUAACACCUACUGGGUUUUUGUGGUAAAAUUAAUUUUUUUCCUCUCUACAAUACAGGAUUUUCUUGUUACUAAUUUUGCCAUUUUUGUAGGCUUUUUGGUAUCUCUGAAGUGUUUGCUGUGGCAUUACUGAAAUUUCUACUCAUUUCAAACUGAUCAAGUAAAAUUUUUAAAAGUUGCAUUGUGCUAAAAGACAUUGUGUAAGAAAUAUUGUGAUUUCUAAUUAGAUUAGCAAAACCCAAAAUAUGAGUUGGAAAGAUAAGACUGUCACGAUCUUUGCAUCAAUCAUUAACUCUGCUUUGGAAAAGGCUCACCUUCUUGUCUAAUUAAAGUGUGGUCUAAUGUU